GGUAACAUUCCAGUCCCUGAGAACUCUCCCACAGGGUGCAGGACUAUCUGCUCAUAUUCUGGUUAACAAUUUACCACUUUCACAUCUUUUCCCUAUCAUCUUCCUGGUUUUGUUCAGUAUCAUAUACUGAAAGAGCAACUUCCCGCAUCUCACAAAAAGCAAACUCAUCUUUCUACUGUAUCCUCUAAAAAGUUACUUAAGAAGGGGAUAUAAGGGUCCCUUAAAACCUUAUGUAUGAAGCCAUCAAAAGCACAGCAGUUCCCCGAGGCAAGAAUACAGUGACUCCCUGCAGGUAACUCUGCCUCAGACAUACCUCCCCCUAUUUCUCUUCUUUUCACCUUUUAAAUGUGUGAUUUGAUAAAAGCCUUUGAUGAUGUAAAAACACACACCUGGACUUUCAGGAAUAAAACGACGAACACCACAGUGAAAUAAUAAGAGAGUCUUGACCUUCCAAAAGUCACGUUCUCGUUGGAACAGGGGGGAAUGCAGGAAAUGUACGUGUUCAACAUGAGAAGAGUUUCCAGGAAAGCAGAAUUUAUUUAUUUAUUUUUUUAACUGACAAGUCAGAAUGAAAGCGCAACUGACUUCCAGAUGAGGGUGUGGUGCUUGAAGACAAAAUAUAAUGUGUCAGACCAAUUCAGAUCAUUUCACUGAAGCACAUCUCAAUUGCAGUACCUGCUACUAGUCUCCUGACAAAAGCUUUGCCAUGCGCUGGAAUAUGAAUAACUCAACUGAUUACUGGAUUGAGGAUGACGAGGAUGAUCCCAACUCUGUUAUAGAUUACAAUGCGUAUGAGCUUCUCUGUGAAAAAAGCGAUGUGAGAAAUUUCACUAAAUUAUUCCUCCCGGUGUUCUAUGCAUUGGCUUUCACUACUGGAGUUGCUGGAAAUUCAUUAGUGGUUGCAAUUUAUGCCUACUGCAAGAAACCAAAGACUAAGACGGAUGUGUACAUCAUGCAUCUAGCCAUUGCUGAUUUGCUCUUGCUCUUUACACUCCCUUUUUGGGCUGCAAAUGCAGUGCAGGGAUGGGAACUUGGAAACUCAAUGUGCAAGCUCACCUCUUCUCUGUACACCAUGAAUUUCAGCUCUAGCAUGCUGUUCCUGGCCUGUAUCAGUGUGGAUAGAUACAGGGCUGCUUCUGAAUCCCGGCGUCAUACAAGAAUUUACUGUAAACACUGCAGUGUUACCUGCAUCUGUGUCUGGCUGGCUGCCAUUUUCCUCAGUAUCCCUGAACUGGUAUUUAAUCAAGUCAAGAAACACAAUGACAGGAAUGAAUGCCUUCCUGUGUUUCCAAUGAACAUGGAAACACUCUUAAAAGCAACCAUUCAAAUCCUGGAAAUUAUCCUGGAAUUUCUGCUUCCUUUCCUAGUAAUGCUGAUCUGCUAUUCAGCUACUGCUCGAGCAAUCUUUAGAUCUGCAAAUGCUAAAAAAUCUAGACCUUUCAUGGUUUUGCUGGCAGUAGUGGCUACUUUCAUUAUGACCCAGCUACCUUACAACAUUGUUAAGUUCUGGCGAGCCAUAGAUAUUAUCUACAUGUUGAUUACUGACUGUGAUGCAAGUAAAACCAUAGAUGUUGCACUCCAGGUCACCAAGAGUAUAGCUUUGUUUCACACCUGCCUGAACCCUCUUCUCUAUGCCUUUCUGGGUGCCUCUUUUAAAAUGCAUGUUAUGAAAAUCGCAAAAAAUUAUGGAUACUGGAGAAGACAACAACAGAAUAGAAGACCUGAAGAAAUUUCUAUGACUUUUGAAGACCAUACUGAGGAAACAAUUAGUUUCACUAUAUAGACUCUUCAUUACUUUCAUUAUCUUAUAUAACCAAGGGAAUUAUUUACUAAUUCUGGGGGUAUUAUUUCAGCAGCUGUUUCUCUGCAACUCAGUUUUUAGAUGAAUUUCUGAAUCUGCAGACUAGCCAAGACACUACAGUGCAGUUCAAAGUGGAACAUGUUGAUCAAAAUUAAGCAUCAGGCAAGAACUAAAUACUGAAAAUCCUAGAAACAACUAGAGAUAUUUACUUAAAAAAUACCCAAACAAAAAACAAAACAAAAAAAAAAAAAAAAAAAAAAAAAAAAACACCACACCCACUACAAAACCCAAACACGUAAAAACCCCAAGAUUUAAGUGUCACAGUACUAGGCAAUUAAAUAUCUGUCUAAUGAACGAUCUGUACAUGUCUAAAAACCAAAUUAAGACAGAAAAAGAAACCAUCAGCAAUAAAACAGCAGUACAGGAAGUUUUGCACAAGAGGUUAAUAAUCUUGUGUUUCUCCAACUAUUUUGUAAAACUUUAGAACGUUUGCCUAAUAAGUCAGUUCCAUUUUUUCCCUCAGCUAUCAUUCCAUAGAUGCUCCUGCAGAUUGAAAUGUGGUAUAAGUUCAUGGUUGAGAAUCCAGAGAGAGAAAUAGUGGAGAAAAAAAGCCAUUCUCUAUGUGUUUCCACAUAUGUAUUGCAACAAUAUCCUCCACAAAAUACAGUAACUCCUUCUCUGUAACUACCAAAAAUGACCUUUCACCUCUCCUUUUCCACUCACACUAAACUUCAACAAGCCCAGUGCCCUGUGGGAGGCACAUUCUAGAUCUCUGUAAAUGCAAAAGCAUUAGCAGAAAUGUAAGAAAAAGUUAAGUUAAUCUUCAGAUACAGGACCUGGAGUUUCCAGUCAGAAUUUGUAAAAUGAUCAAACACUGCAAUAACUGAAUUUGCUAAAAUACAUGGAGAUAAAAUAAAAUCGAAGAAAACAA
Molecule: messenger RNA, 2732 nt
Organism: Tyto alba (common barn owl)
Lineage: Eukaryota; Metazoa; Chordata; Aves; Strigiformes; Tytonidae
Gene: ACKR4
Product: atypical chemokine receptor 4
Exons: 2
Biological process (GO): immune response; chemotaxis; G protein-coupled receptor signaling pathway
Cellular component (GO): membrane
Molecular function (GO): chemokine binding; chemokine receptor activity; scavenger receptor activity
Source: RefSeq, a predicted model, not a curated record